UUUGGUGUCUUUUUCUGUGCCAUUAUGGGGAAGAUAGCGGAAGACUGCGUUUCUUGCGAGGGAAAGAAAAAGGAAAUCGAUGAAGCAGUAAAGGAAGAGAUGGAAGAGAUGGUGGCCGUAUUCCUGGAUGCCAAUAGGUUACGGAGGACCGUGAUUUCAGAGAUUAUCAACGCAACGAAUGUUUACCAGGGUGCUCUGUUUCUUGAAGCUCUAUCCCAAUUUCUUGUUGGGUUCAGGGACCCCAUAUUGCUCACUGAAUUCGAAUGUUGCAACAUGCCCAUCUUGAGGUUUUGCUGAUAUAUUUAUUCGUCUCCGCCAAAAUUUUUCUGCUCAAGGGUAUUUUCCAAAUUCAUGAUUCCUGCAAAUUGUUCAUCCUGGACGAGGAAGAUUUGCGCUGUAAUUCUUCCAAUUCGAGUUGUGCUGAAUGCUGAAGUAGAAAUCUCUUUUUUUGCUCUUUUAAUUUUUUAUCCAUUAGGAAAAGGGAGAUAACCACUGUGUAUAUCAGUUUGUAUUCAGCCGUGUGAUGUGGAUUACGUGUCAUCACGUUAUUGGUUAGUCUGUAGUUCUCUAACACUUUGAAAAGUCUUCCCUCUUUCUCUGGUGUAAAUUCAUGUGUGGCAGUAAAGCAGGAAACGCCGC
This is a messenger RNA of Rubroshorea leprosula, 639 nucleotides long. The record is from the annotation of a GenBank genome assembly. NCBI's taxonomy places the organism in Eukaryota, Viridiplantae, Streptophyta, Magnoliopsida, Malvales, Dipterocarpaceae.